Molecule: messenger RNA, 3371 nt
Organism: Scleropages formosus (Asian bonytongue)
Lineage: Eukaryota; Metazoa; Chordata; Actinopteri; Osteoglossiformes; Osteoglossidae
Gene: fzd6
Product: frizzled class receptor 6
Exons: 7
Coding region: 341-2464 (707 amino acids)
Biological process (GO): canonical Wnt signaling pathway; non-canonical Wnt signaling pathway
Cellular component (GO): plasma membrane
Molecular function (GO): Wnt-protein binding; Wnt receptor activity
Source: RefSeq, a predicted model, not a curated record
AGGGGGCGGGAGCCGCGAGACACAGGAAGGAAAAUCCGCCGAGGAAGCGUGUCUCGAGUCACUUUAACAUGUACACUGUACUUUAUGUGUGUAUAUAAUUUUACACCCGAGAAGUUUGAAAGGAGUCGUGGGUACAGCUAACAACGGAAGAGGUGCUACAGAGCCACACUUAGCUUCGGUGGUGUUUUAUGAAGGAUAGUGAGGGCCCCGCCGCCAGCGUCUUCCCAGGAAUGGUCCCGCAUGGUGCAGAAUGCGGGUGAAGCAGUAGCGCUCAUGCCGCACUCCUAGUUCACUCACCCGUCCAUCACACAACACUGAACACCUCCAAGUGUUUGUGAAAAUGCCAAGAUCCAUAGUGCUUCUGGUUGGGCUGGUGCUAGGGCUCCUGAUUCGGACCCAGGGUCACAGCUUCUUCACCUGUGAGCCAAUCAAGGUGCCUCGCUGCCUCGGAAUGACCUACAACAUGACCUUCUUCCCCAACAUAAUGGAGCACUAUGACCAGGACAUUGCUGCCAGCAAGAUGGAGCCCUUCAUGCCCCUUAUCAACAUACAGUGUUCCCCCGAUGUGCACCUCUUCUUGUGCCAAGCCUUCGUCCCACCCUGCAAGGGCCACAAUGAGGUGGUCCAGCCCUGCCGAGCUCUUUGCGAGGCCGUGUACGCUGACUGCGCCGAGCUGCUGGACACGUUUGGCGUCAGCUGGCCACAUGAGCUACAGUGCGACAGACUGCAGGAAUGCCGUGACUCUCCAGAUGGUUCAGCUGGUCCACCAGCGAAGGAUAUGACCACACCCAGGACCUCCUCAUCAGUGGGGAGGGAUCUGGGCUUCUGGUGCCCGUUGCCCCUCAAGACUCAGUCUGGACUGGGCUCAUCGUUCCUGGGGGUGAAGGACUGCGCACCCCCAUGUGGCAGCAUGUACUUCAAACCCCACGAGGUGGAGUUCGCCAAGAACUUCAUCGGCGUGUCAUCCAUUGUCUGCCUUUGUGCCACGCUCUUCACCUUCCUCACCUUCCUUAUAGACGUCAAGAGGUUCCGUUAUCCAGAACGACCCAUCAUCUUCUACGCCGUGUGCUACAGCUUUGUGUCUCUCAUCUACUUUGUGGGCUUCCUGCUAGGCAACAGAGCAGCCUGUGGGCAGGCUGGUGGCCCUGGCUCCGUGGAAACCGUGGUUCUGGGCUCGCAGAACAAGGGUUGCACGCUGCUUUUCAUGCUGCUCUAUUUCUUCUCGACCGCUGGCAUUGUCUGGUGGGUCAUCCUCACCAUCACUUGGUUCCUUGCAGCAGGGCCCAAGUGGAGCUGCGAGGCCAUUGAGAAGAAGGCUGUGUGGUUCCACUCGGCGGCCUGGGGAGUGCCGGGGGCGCUCACGGUCAUGCUUCUGGCCCUCAACAAGGUGGAGGGCGACAACAUCAGUGGGGUUUGCUUUGUGGGGCUCUAUGACCUGGAUGCACUACGCUAUUUUGUGAUGGCUCCGCUCUGCGCUGCCAUCCUGGUGGGCCUCUCUCUGAUCCUGGCCGGGAUCGUCUCGCUCAACCACGUGCGGCAGGUCAUCCAGCACGAUGAGCGUAACCAGGAAAAGCUGAAGAAGUUCAUGAUCCGCAUCGGCGUGUUCAGCGGCCUGUACCUGGUGCCGCUGGUCACCCUGCUGGGGUGCUAUGUCUAUGAGCAGGCUCACCGCAGCACUUGGGAGACCACCUGGAUCAAUGACCGCUGUCAGGAGUACAGCAUCCCCUGCUCCUACACGAAAAAAGAACUGGCUCGCCCAGAUCUCUCUCUUUUCCUCGUAAAAUACUUAAUGACGCUGGUGGUUGGAAUAUCAGCGGUGUUUUGGGUCAGCAGCAAGAAGACGUGUUCUGAAUGGGCAUUCUUCUUCAACAGGACUCGCAAGAAAGAUCCGAUCAGCGAGAGCCGCAGAGUUCUGCAGGAGUCCUGUGAGUUCUUCCUCAAGCACAACAGCCGUGUCCAGCACAAGAAGAAGCACUACAAGCCGAGCUCACACAAGCUGAAGGUUGUCUCCAAGUCCAUGGGUACGAGCACGGCUGCGACAGCUUCUUCCGUCGUCGCUGUGGCCAAUCAAGACGUCACGGGUGCGGCCUCCUUCUCCGAGGUCAGGGGUUCCUCCGAGACGUCCGGGAAGGACAAGGUGGAGCGGGAAAGCACGGCCCGCGGGCCCAGGUCCGAGGAGAGGGAGAAGGCCAGACAGGCCCUCGCUGUUCGUGAAGGGUCUGAGAAGCGAAGCAAGGGAGGCAGUUCUGGAAGGGUCAGCAGUCGUUCUGACAGCUUCCAGAGGGUUCCAGAUGGAAGGGUGACACCGAGGAGUGACUUCACAGAGGGCAGGCAGGUGCCCGGUGGACCUCCCCCAGCGCCAAGUUCUGCCCCCAGUGGCAGUAGGAGAGGCUCUGCCCCCCAUUCCUCACGUCUGGUCCCUGAGGAAACCAAGGAGAAAGGGAGCAGCUGCUCCAAUGCCUGAGAAUUGACCCCACUUCCCACUGGCACAGCAGACAUGGAGUUUACUGUGCUCCGUUCCGGACCAGUUUCCAGUUUGGCAACCUCUUCACAUUCCUUUAAUUCAAGGUCAUCUUAAGGCUGAUAUUAGGUCCUGUUGAUGAACAUAGACCAUCUGGGGGUGAGUCAGAGGUCAGAGAACCUCCAACGGACCUGGUUCUACAGGAGUUGUACAGAACCAGAGUCUGCAUGGGUGUGACAUAACCAGGGGUUCAGGUUCCUGGAAGCUGUGGCUGUAGUAAAGGCCACUUGCAUGUUAAUGAGGAAUGUAAGUGCUAUUUGUUACUUCUGAACACUGGAGUCUAGUCUACACACUGAAUUAUGAUGGAACACGGACAUCUGUUAAAACAUAAGACUUCUCAAAGCGCAGUUCAUAGAAUGAGUAUUCAAGUCAUAAGUGUUAGUGAUGCCAUACACUCAAUAGUCUUUCCUUUUUGUAUUUUCUCAUAUGUAAUUGUAAAGAAACUGUAAAAAUAAGCAUACUUGGUUCAGCUCCAAAACACUUGCAAUGAUUUGUCAAACCUAUUUUUAAUUUUUCAACUACAAGUUUAUACAAAGUCAGUUACCUUGAUAAUUGCCCCUUACCUACAGCCCUUCUGUAAAUUAUUUUAUACUCUUUAACAAACUUAAGGUGUCUUAGUAUUAAAUAUGUGGAAUGUUUAGUCAAUGCAAAUUGUCUCCAAAGAGCUGUAAUGUGCAUUUGACACCUGAAUCCUGCUCAGAAAUUCAACCUCUAAUUACUUUCCCAUUUGUGCCUUUAAAUUUAAUGUAUAGAAAUCUUAUGACUCUGUAGGAACAUUCCAGUGUAUGUUUUGUGACACAUGGAUAUUACUGAUUCUUUAAAAGUAUAAUAGUGUAAGGUAACUCAAACA